CGCAACGCAACUCAGAACGAAAUAUAGAAAAAUACAUAUACUGUAUGAAUAUACUUCAUCAAUUCUGUAACCUGUUGGGUUGGAUCAGUAAGAAUAAACUAAACAUUUAGUGGACACCAAAUCAUAAAUUUAGCACACAAAAAUAAAACUAGCCCAAGGCCCAUGGUUCGAAAUUUAUCAAACCGUAACCGAAGACCACGCGCCGGACCAACACAGAUCUCCACGAACAAGAUCCAACGGUCCAGAUCCAUUCCCUCUCCUUCUCCCUCUUCUCUCUAACCAAAAAAAAAAAAAAAACUUCUGAAUCUCCGAAAAAAGCCAAUCGGGGGAAGAAAAAAAUUCAACGGCCGUCUGGUUACUGUCUUGCUUGCUUCCGACGAUCUAUCUUCCCCGAGUAGAUUUGGUACUUCCUUCUUUCGAUUUUUAGGUUCUACACAAUUGAUUCUCGAUUUAAAUUUUGUCUCCAGUUUUUGCUCUCUUUGCUUACCAGUGAUCCGUUUCUCGGAAAUUACUUGAUUUUGUUAAGAAAUGGCUGCUCCUCCUGCUAGAGCUCGUGCUGAUUACGAUUACCUCAUUAAACUUCUGCUGAUCGGAGACAGCGGUGUUGGUAAGAGUUGCCUUCUCUUACGUUUCUCAGAUGGCUCGUUUACCACCAGUUUCAUUACAACUAUUGGGAUUGAUUUUAAGAUACGGACUAUUGAGCUCGAUGGGAAGAGAAUUAAGCUGCAAAUCUGGGAUACUGCCGGACAGGAGCGGUUCCGCACAAUCACAACUGCGUACUACCGUGGAGCCAUGGGGAUUUUGCUUGUGUAUGAUGUGACUGAUGAAUCAUCUUUCAACAACAUCAGGAAUUGGAUCCGUAACAUUGAGCAGCAUGCUUCUGAUAGUGUCAACAAGAUUCUAGUUGGGAACAAAGCAGAUAUGGAUGAAAGCAAAAGAGCUGUGCCAAAAUCUAAGGGCCAAGCUCUUGCAGAUGAAUAUGGAAUGAAGUUUUUCGAGACUAGUGCCAAGACUAACUUAAACGUUGAGGAAGUUUUCUUCUCUAUUGCUAAAGACAUUAAGCAAAGACUUGCAGAUACCGAUGCACGAGCUGAGCCGCAAACAAUCAAAAUCAACCAAUCCGACCAAGGUGCGGGAACAUCUCAAGCUACUCAGAAAUCAGCAUGUUGCGGCACAUAAAAAUUGGGUCCACGACGCCUGUCAAAGGAGAGAAUCUGGCUAGUGAAAGAGAAAUGGUAUUUGGAAAGAAAAAAUGAAAAAGGAAAUCAAUCUUCUUUUGCUUUUCUUCUAUAUGAGAUGGUGUUUCUACGUAUUCUUUUAAGAUUCUCUCUUUCCCUAAUGGUAUAGUGUGACUGUGAAGGACACAAUUCGUAUUCCAUAUUUCUGGAAUGGAUUCUCUGACAUCAGAUUAUGACUUAUGAUAAUAUCAGUUUAUCUCACUCACACACCAAUGAUAUUGGAUUCUAUGUAUACAUUCG
Arabidopsis thaliana (thale cress) is the source of this 1478-nucleotide messenger RNA. It is a transcript of the gene RAB8, whose product is annotated as RAB GTPase homolog 8. The record is from RefSeq and is marked reviewed. Gene Ontology annotation, molecular function: GTPase activity; GTP binding. Gene Ontology annotation, cellular component: plasma membrane; Golgi membrane. The transcript is spliced from 8 exons. NCBI's taxonomy places the organism in Eukaryota, Viridiplantae, Streptophyta, Magnoliopsida, Brassicales, Brassicaceae. Bases 529 to 1179 code for a protein of 216 amino acids.